Messenger RNA from Pseudoliparis swirei, 3284 nucleotides. Its product is annotated as cullin-5. Gene Ontology annotation, cellular component: Cul5-RING ubiquitin ligase complex; SCF ubiquitin ligase complex. The coding region runs from base 1 to 2343 and encodes 780 amino acids. The record is from RefSeq and is a predicted model, not a curated record. The transcript is spliced from 19 exons. Gene Ontology annotation, biological process: protein ubiquitination; SCF-dependent proteasomal ubiquitin-dependent protein catabolic process. Lineage: Eukaryota; Metazoa; Chordata; Actinopteri; Perciformes; Liparidae. Gene Ontology annotation, molecular function: ubiquitin protein ligase binding.
AUGGCGUCGUCCAAUUUGUUAAAGAACAAGGGGUCCCUGCAGUUUGAGGACAAGUGGGACUCGAUGCGACCCAUCGUUCUCAAGCUGCUCAGACAGGAAGCCGUCACCAAGCAACAGUGGUUUGACUUGUUCUCAGAUGUCCAUGCUGUGUGUCUAUGGGAUGACAAAGGACCAGCCAAAAUCCACCAAGCCCUCAAAGUGGACAUCCUAGACUUCAUUAAACAAGCACAGGCUCGGGUGCUGAGCCACCAGGACGACACAGCGCUGCUGAAGGCCUACAUAGUCGAGUGGAGGAAGUUCUUCACCCAGUGCGACAUCCUGCCCAAACCCUUCUGUCAGUUGGAGAUCACGCUCAUGGGCAAACAAGGCAGCAACAAGAAAACAAACAUGGAGGACAGCAUCGUGCGCAAGCUCAUGUUGGACACGUGGAACGAGUCCAUCUUUUCCAACAUUAAAAAUCGCCUACAGGACAGCGCCAUGAAGCUAGUGCACGCAGAGAGGCAGGGGGAGGCCUUCGACUCCCAGCUCGUGAUAGGAGUACGAGAGUCGUAUGUCAACCUGUGCUCUAACCCAGAGGACAAGCUGCAGAUCUACAGGGAUAACUUUGAGAAAGCCUACCUUGACUCCACGGAGAGGUUUUACAGAACACAGGCACCAUCCUAUUUGCAACAGAACGGCGUCCAGAGCUACAUGAAAUAUGCAGACGCGAAGCUGCGAGAAGAGGAGAAGAGAGCGCUGAGAUAUCUAGAAACACGUCGUGAAUGUAACUCUGUUCAAGCACUGAUGGAGUGUUGUGUGAAUGCACUGGUGACCUCGUUCAAAGAGACCCUCCUCGUCGAAAGUCCGGGGAUGAUCAAAAGAAACGAGACGGACAAGCUGCACCUGAUGUUUUCUCUGAUGGACAAGGUUCCCAGCGGCAUCGAGCCCAUGCUGAAGGACCUGGAGGAACAUAUCGUCAAUGCUGGACUAGCAGACAUGGUGGCUGCUGCCGAGUCUAUCACAUCUGACUCUGAGAAGUACGUGGAGCAGUUGCUGACUUUGUUUAACCGCUUCAGUAAGCUGGUAAAGGAGGCCUUCCAGGACGACCCUCGCUUCCUCACAGCAAGAGAUAAGGCGUACAAGGCAGUUGUCAAUGAUGCCACAAUCUUCAAACUGGAGCUGCCUUUGAAACAGAAAGGUGUGGGUAUGAAGACUCAGCCUGAGUCAAAGUGUCCUGAGCUGCUGGCAAACUACUGUGACAUGCUGCUGAGGAAGACUGCUCUGAGCAAGAAGCUCACCUCAGAGGAAAUCGAGCUCAAACUGAAAGAAGUGCUCUUGGUCUUGAAGUACGUCCAGAAUAAAGACGUGUUCAUGCGUUACCACAAAGCUCACCUGACUCGGCGCCUGAUUCUGGACAUUUCGGCCGACAGUGAGAUUGAAGAGAACAUGGUGGAGUGGCUGAGAGAAGUGGGGAUGCCUGCAGAUUAUGUAAACAAGUUAGCAAGGAUGUUUCAGGACAUCAAGGUCUCAGAGGACCUCAACCAGGUGUUCAAAGAGAUGCACAAACACAACAGGCUGGCACUGCCAGCGGACAGCGUGAACAUUAAGAUCCUGAACGCCGGAGCAUGGUCGCGAAGCAGCGAGAAGGUUUUCGUCUCGCUGCCCACGGAGCUGGAGGACCUGAUCCCCGAGGUGGAAGACUUCUACAAGAGGAAUCACAGCGGACGCAAGCUCCACUGGCAUCACCUCAUGUCCAACGGCAUCAUCACCUUUAAAAACGAGGUGGGGCAGUACGACCUGGAGGUGACGACGUUCCAGCUAGCGGUGCUGUUUGCCUGGAACCAGAGGCCCAGAGAGAGGAUCAGCUUUGAGAACCUCAAGCUGGCGACGGAGCUGCCCGACGCCGAGCUACGACGCACACUCUGGUCUCUCGUGGCCUUCCCCAAGCUGAAGAGACAGGUGUUGUCCUAUGAACACCCGGUCAGCUCGCCCAAAGACUUCACAGACAGCACGCUCUUCUACGUUAACCAGGAGUUCUCAAUCAUCAAAAACUCCAAAGUCCAGAAGCGGGGAAAGAUCAAUCUGAUUGGUCGUCUGCAGCUGACCACAGAGCGAAUGAGGGAAGAGGAGAACGAAGGAAUCGUUCAGCUGAGAAUACUCAGAACUCAGGAGGCCAUCAUCCAAAUUAUGAAGAUGAGGAAGAGGAUCAGCAAUGCCCAGCUGCAGACGGAGCUUGUGGAGAUCUUGAAGAACAUGUUCCUGCCUCAGAAGAAGAUGAUCAAGGAGCAGAUCGAGUGGCUCAUUGAACACAAGUACAUAAAGAGGCAAGAGGCGGACAUCAACACCUUCCUCUACAUGGCCUAGGCAGAGAGGGAGGGCUUCCUCGCGCUGCUGUUUUACUUUUGGCCUGUUAACCGGCGCUUUAAAAACCCUGCGAGAAGAGAAGGAACAAAAGGAUGCGUGACAAAUAUGGCGUGCGUUGAAAGACGAGGAGGAAGAGCCUUUUCAAACAAAGUUUGGAUAUUUAUUUAUGUUCGUGAGACACCGGUGUGUUACAGAGGAGGAGUUGGUAUCGUCCGUCUGUCUGUCUGUCUCCACUGGCGGAUCAGAUCCGACGUGAGUGACGUGUCUGCUUUCAGCGACCGAGAGAAAUGAAAUACUUCCUGCCUUACUUUGUCAGCGAUGGAUUGCGGAGGAGGAGGUUCGGGAGGACGAGUGAAACGAGCUGAUAUCAAUCCUUCGCUUUCACUUCAUGCCACAGCUGCCGUCUUGGCGUCAGUCAUUUUGCAUACCUCCUAUUCUAUGUUUGUUUUAUUUUUUAACUGGGAAUGCGCAAGAAAAAGAAAAAAAAGAAGCCGCAAGUGAAAACUGACAUUAAGGAGAGGAGCAGACACGGAUGGAGAAAAAACUACCGAGGAGUAUUUUUGCCAAAUUGUGUGUGUGUGUGUGUGUGUGUGUGUUUGUGUAUAUAUGUCUGAGUAUGUGUGUGUGCAUGUGUGCGUACACUUUCAACAGCAUGCUGCUCUAUGAUUUUUGUUUGUUUGUUGGAGGAUCUGUCACACUUUGUGGUUGUGUCUGAGAACGUUGGGAAAUCAUGACCAGCCCCCCUUUUUUUAAAUGCUGAUAUUAUUAAUAUUAUUAUUAUUUUUUUGUUCUUUUGUUUGUUAACAGGUAAACAACUAUUGUCCGGACGCCCCUCUUGUCUGUGUUGGGAAAUGAUCACACUGCAAACUAUUUAUUUGGUGUGUAAAGACCAGCGUUCUGAACAGCGUGAGAUUAAACACCAGCCGAGUGCAUCAAAGAGA